Messenger RNA from Penicillium concentricum, 468 nucleotides. RefSeq lists its product as uncharacterized. Gene Ontology annotation, molecular function: hydrolase activity, hydrolyzing O-glycosyl compounds. Gene Ontology annotation, biological process: carbohydrate metabolic process. The transcript has 2 exons. Bases 1 to 468 code for a protein of 155 amino acids. The record is from RefSeq and is a predicted model, not a curated record. Lineage: Eukaryota; Fungi; Ascomycota; Eurotiomycetes; Eurotiales; Aspergillaceae.
AUGAGAAACAAAGCCGUUUCCAUUUUCAUUGCCUUCCUUGCCUUUUGCAGUUUAUCGUUAGCAUGGACCAAUCCUAUUCGAAAGCCGAGUGGAAGUGACCCCUUUAUUGUGCAUACCGGUGGAUAUUACUAUCUUCUUACGACUACCUGGAGCGACGUUGAGAUAUCGCGGUCAACGACCGUGGCAGGUCUCAAGACAGCGACAAAGAAAGUAGUUUACUCUUCAAUCACUUCGUCUCGAUGCUGCAAUGUGUGGGCCCCGGAAGUGCAUUAUCUUGGUGGCAAAUGGUAUAUCUAUUACACUGCCGGGGAGAGUGCCAGUCUUGAUGCACAGCGCUUACACGUUUUAACGGGCGGCACUUCCCCGUGGGACGACUACACAUACACCGGACAGUUAACGAACGAAUGGUCGAUCGACGGCUCAGUCAUUCGUUUCAACGACUAUGAGAACUACUUGCUGUUUUCCUGA